Molecule: messenger RNA, 1540 nt
Organism: Grus americana (Whooping crane)
Lineage: Eukaryota; Metazoa; Chordata; Aves; Gruiformes; Gruidae
Product: protein FAM162B-like
Exons: 4
Coding region: 161-616 (151 amino acids)
Biological process (GO): positive regulation of release of cytochrome c from mitochondria; neuron apoptotic process; cellular response to hypoxia
Cellular component (GO): mitochondrion
Source: RefSeq, a predicted model, not a curated record
CUGUUGGCAGCCUGGGUGGAAACGCGUGCUACUCCCUUCUUACAGGAAGGGGUAGUUUUAUGUUAAUAACUCCUAGAAGCAGCCUUCUGGGCUCCUGCGGGUCCCCCUGUGUGCUCCCAGGCUGGCGGGGAGGCAGUGUCGCGGUGCCAUCCGGGGCGGGAUGCUGGGGAGGCUGCUGGGGCACAGCCUGGGGCUGUGGCAGCGGGUGGCUCGGCCGGUCCUGCAUCCUGCCAGAGACAUUGGCUACAAAGCAAAGGGCUCUCAGGAUGCAGCUGUGCAGACGGCUAAUCCAGGUUACAAAGCUUUCAAAAAUGACAGAAUGCCUACAAAUUUUGAUAAAAAGGUGUUAGUAUGGGCAGGACGCUUUAAAAAGGAGGAGGACAUUCCCAAGCACAUAUCGUCUGAGGUCCUCGACGCAGCAAGGAACAGCGUCAGGAUAAAGGUUUGCUACAUCAUGAUUGCACUGACCUUGCUGGGCUGUUUGGUGAUGGUAAUCACAGGCAAAGAAGCUGCUAAAAGGGAUCACACGCUGCUGAGGAUGAACAUAGAAAAGAAGGCCAAAUGGAGGGCUGAAGCGGAGACGGAUGAGGAGGCAGCUGUUGGGAAGCCACAAUGAUUGGGAACAGAUUUAUUUUAACAGCGGGAAAUAAGUGAUUUGCACACAUGGCAUGUGUACCUGUCUUCAUUUAACUCUUUGGAGCUUUUUCACUGAAACUCUCAGGGCAAAGACUUCACUGCUUAAAAACUGCUCCAUACAAACUGGGAAACUCCUAUGGAAACUCCAACAGCUGCUUUCUGUGGCCUCUGGUCUUUGGCACUGGCCUCUGCUGAAAUAUAGAAAUGUCUUCUAAACUGGAAAGUGUGGGAAGGACAGAUGCAGGACUCCCCAGCUCAGGUGCUGCUGAUGCUCAGCAGGGCCACGGGGCUGCCUCCUCACAGUCAGGAAGGAUGUAGCCCUACAUUAGAGAGCAUCCCAUUCUAUGCAAUGCCUCUAGGGCAACAGCCUUGGCCAAAGUGACCCGGAGCAGGGGGGAAAGGAGUCUGAGAUAUGUUUUGCAAGCACGAAGAGGUCAAUUAUCUCUAUCUCUGAGCCUGCUGCCCUCACUGUCCCCUCUCCCUCCCCAGCCCCUCACAGUGUCCCAUGGCUGGGGGAGAAGGGGAAUAUGAGCAUGAAGAGGGGCUGGGAAGAUGGAGGGGUGUGAGCAGACCCUGAUGACUGAUUUGAGCCAAAAGGGGCUUUGGGCCAGAGGAGGUGGCAGUGAUUUGGAGUGGUAGUGUGGGCAUGCGGAGUGAUUUGGUGUCUGUGGGACAGCCUGGGAUACCCAAGCCUGGCCUGGAGGCACCUCUCAUCCUGUUGUACCUCACUGGUUUUUCAUCUUCUGCUUCCAGUCAUUGUCAUGGAAGUUCUCUAGCACUUGCUUAGCUGUGAUUUUAGUCAGGAGUAAUUGUUAAUACAUGAUAUGCUAAAACUGGAUUCUUUUUAAUCAUCAUAGUUCAUUAAUUCAUAAUAUAACAGCUGUCCAAUUACAUCUAAAACAAA